Ornithodoros turicata is the source of this 1404-nucleotide messenger RNA. RefSeq lists its product as uncharacterized. The coding region runs from base 55 to 1308 and encodes 417 amino acids. The record is from RefSeq and is a predicted model, not a curated record. NCBI's taxonomy places the organism in Eukaryota, Metazoa, Arthropoda, Arachnida, Ixodida, Argasidae. The transcript is spliced from 2 exons.
AGCUCGGCCAUCGUACCCUGUGCUCGUGUUCCUGUGUGCGUUCUAACAUAUGCAAUGCUUGUCCCUCUGCUCGCGUUUGCUAUCCUUAGCUCGGACCUCUGCCACGUCAGCUCUGCGACGUUGACCGAUCUACUACCAGACCUUCUAGUCCACACCUUGAACCAUAGCCGCGCCGUUAAUGGGUCGAGCAUAGACGAUUAUCAAGGAGCACCGUUAACCACCCUACAGUUGGACAUCAAGCCAGGACGUCUCUACACGCGCCUUCUUCUGCAAGAGCCUAAAGACGUCCCAACGGCCAUCGUGAACGUGAACGACGAAAAUCUAAGCAAACGUGACUUCAUCGUCAAGCACUCGCCCCUAGCGCAUCGUCGGCAAUACAUCUUCGUUGUCUCCGAUCAGGGCGACGUCAAGUCCACUGACCAGAGUGUUGCAUUCCGCAGAAGGUUUGGCUUUCAAAACCCUCUCGUGACAAGAGGAUUAUCUGCAGAUUCCCUCGCGGCUGUACGCAGAAGGGUGAAACGGCGCAAACGAAGCCUUGCAGGCGAUGACAGCAAGUUCCAAGCGCAUGCCCUACUCUCGGAUAGCCACCAACCCAAAGAUAUCUUCGACGCUUACAGAGGAAACCUAACCAGGGACGGCGUCGUACCUCACUUCUUGGCGGACGUACCGAAGCAACUAAUCAAUGUCGACUACGGCUACGGCCGCAAAAUCCGAAUGGGCAACUUUUUUGUAUCUCAGCAGCUCUGGCUCGAACCCUUGCACGUUUCCUUCGACAUGAAAGAAGGGAACCUCUACACACUAUUCCUUACGGACAUCACCUUCAUGUUCUGGCAGUACUGGCUGGUGGUCAACAUCGUCACCAAGGAUGUGUACUCUGGCGAUGAGCUCAUCCUCUACAGCGGACCCUUCCCGACCUCUGGACGUCCAGAGACUCUGGUCUUCCUCCUCUACUCUCAGGGCAGUCGAGUAAUUGAAAUUGCAGAGUUCAAGGGGGAAACGGGCUAUGACCUGGCCACCAAGGACCCCAGAGUGUUUGCGCACGAGUGGAAUCUGGGCGAUCCGGUCGCGAUCAAUUAUUUCCUGACAGACGCGGAAAGAGAUGACGUCCGUGCAGCGUUUAUAAACAACCGGGAAGCUGAGAAGAGGAAGAAAAGGCGAGAAUUAAUUUUGAAACGUAGGAAGACCAAGGAGCCACUGCUGAAGGUCACAAAAGAGGCAGAAGCUGAGAUAAAACAGCCAGAAGAAGCUAAUAACUGCCAUAUUUCGCGAUUGUGGUGGCCACUGUUGCUGAUGUGUUUUAUACGUUGAAUAUGGUGUGCUCCUGUACGCGUAGUAAAGUAGUAUUCAAACUGAAAUUGGUUAUUCCUUGUAACGCAAGAAAAUUGUGCGUACAAAUAUAUACUG